Aspergillus aculeatus ATCC 16872 is the source of this 773-nucleotide messenger RNA. RefSeq lists its product as uncharacterized. NCBI's taxonomy places the organism in Eukaryota, Fungi, Ascomycota, Eurotiomycetes, Eurotiales, Aspergillaceae. The transcript has 2 exons. Bases 165 to 524 code for a protein of 119 amino acids. The record is from RefSeq and is a predicted model, not a curated record.
UCUAUAUUCUCACUGUCCUGUGUACAGUUAAAGUCGUAGGAUUGCCCCAUCAUCUAUCCCCAACAGAAAGACAUUUCUUGUCUAGGCUCCGACGUCCAUUAUAGUUCAACAACAAGAACAACUCGUUUCCCCUAUCCCUCCUAAAAUAACAAAGGAAACUCAUAAUGCAAGUAAAAUGCGAAGAAGCAGCGAAACACAUGCCAAACACCGCCGAAGCACCCGCCUGCGCAAACAACUCUAUCUUAUUAUCCACUCUGCGCGCCUUACCACAGGACCCGCUGGGCUUCUCUCAUCUGGGUAUGGACGGAGUGUGGCGGAACUUCGGUCACGAUCGCAACGUGGUCAGCUAUCGUGCUCUCAGCGCCGAGGAGAUUUCUGAGGUGCUGGAUUUUCCUGGCUGGAUGCGGCAAAGGGUUGAGAAGGGGUUGGAGGAGGUUGAUGGCAGGGAUGUAACGGAUAUCGAGCAGCUGUUGGAUCCUAGUGAGGAGCUCUUGCCGAAAUACGAAGAUGAUGGGGGGUUGUAGUCAUGAUACGGCAUUUCUGUUUCUAUUUGAUGGGAGAAUCGGAUCUUACUAUUGUUAUGGCUGAUUCUGGUUUUCGAUUUUUGCCUACCUACCUAUUGUCGAUUCCAUCUCAAGAAGGUAAUGGGUUUGUUCUCGAAGGAACGCGGGGUAGUCACCUAGUAUUUAGUUAACUAAACCCGCUUACCAAUCAAUUUUAGGUGACAGUAGUUAUCAGAAUCAUGAUAUUGCAGCCUUUUAGUUAAUCCCUGG